Lactuca virosa is the source of this 1168-nucleotide messenger RNA. The record is from the annotation of a GenBank genome assembly. NCBI's taxonomy places the organism in Eukaryota, Viridiplantae, Streptophyta, Magnoliopsida, Asterales, Asteraceae.
AUGACUAUUUCAUCCUGCGAUGUUUUGACUAUCUUAUUUUGUAAUCCACAAACCCACCGCCAUCACUUUGAUAAUUCUUCAACCUCUUUCUUCUUCAUUUCGACGAAUUUCUUUCUUCGUUUCCGACAGUCUUGGUUUGAGUCUCCCGAUGACUUUUCAUCCAAGAAUUUAGGAAUUCAAUUUUUCUCACCAAGAACCGCCAACGCAAUAUUGCCGCCACCAAAUACCCUCCAACAAACGCCUGUACUGUGUUGCUGUGAGGAAUUUGGAAUUCGAUUUCUCUCAACAACAACCGCCUACGUUGUAUUGCCACCACCAAACGCCCGUCAACAACCGGUUGUACUGUGUAGCAGCGGAGAAUUUCGGCUUUCAGCCCUACAUAGUCCUUAUGUCAUUUUCAGACAUGAUAUGUGUCAUGCUUUACAUGGCCAAAGGCGGAGGAGAAGCCGGCAAAUCAGGGGACGAUUGCUUCACGUAAUAACGCAGGGUUCAAAAGUCAACAAACUGCAGAUGGAUGUGGAAAAGAAGAAUGACUCAGGGGAGGUGACACAAGACAUGGAUCAAGGACACUGUGAAUCCAGUACCACUUUAACAUUGGUGAAGGAUUUAAAUAAAUUUUUGAGGGAUGUUCGUUCUAUGUCAAAAAUGCAUGAAAGUCUUGGCACUUGUGUAGAAUAUAUGGAAGAGGAGUUGCCCAAAUAUCUAUACAAGGUACAUUGUUCGUUUGAGAUUCGAGAGGAUGAUGAACCAAGAUCUCUCAAACCAGAGUCAUUUCUGCCAACUUUUAGUGAAGAUUUUGAUCAUGAUGAAUUUUGCUAUUGGAUAAAAGAUGUAGAAAGUGGUUUUGAGUAUUGUGAUGUCGCAGAGGAUGAAGAAGUAGAAGUUGUAGUCAGAUGCACAUUGCCACGUGAUGGAGAGGCUUUCAAAUGGUGGCAAGGUAUCCAAGAGCUAAGCAAGAAAGUCGAUGAAAAACAUCCCAUUGGGUGGGAUGAGAUGAAGAGGUUGUUUAUGGCUAAAUACCUUUUUCCAAAGACUGUUUGAUAGCUAACAAAACAUCCUAAGGAAAUGGAAUUGCAUCUAUUUGGAAUUUAAGGAAAUUAAAAUCCUUUUGGCUUUUUGUUUCAACUUUUUUGUAUCUGGUAAAAUUACAAACAUAUCCUUUUAUCUU